AAUCAUAUGGCAGUUUAAACAUGCUUUUUGUACAAUACAUGUAUGGAUAUUUCACCUUUCUAAAUUAUUGUUUUAUUUAUUAUAUUGGGCUUAAAUUAUAAUAAACUAUUUAACUCUUGCAGGAGAGGUGCGCGAGUACUCUCCCACACAGCUGGAAACAUGCUGCACCUGCGAGCUUUCCGCACGAGAGAGGGAUCGCAGCGGGUUGGGAGGAAUCUGAUCUUUCGGGAUCAGCCUUUUCCCCCGAGCUGUGAGAGAGAGGUACCGGGCCCGACAUCCGGCGUGGGGAAUACACGGCUCAACAACCGCGAGCUUCCAUCGAGAAGUCAAGCCCGAUCCCUCACUCUCAAAUCUCGGGUAAAAUAAAUCGGGAAUAAAUUAUUGUUUUAUUUAUUAUAUUGGGCUUAAAUAAUAAUAAUAAUAAUAAUAAACUAAUACACUCUCAGGAGCUCGUGUCUGAGUCUGUCUGUGGCUGCUUCCGCCUCUCUCACAGCUCAAACAAUCCUUUGCUUAAAGUCAAGCGCGAGCCAACUCGAACGAGCCUCCCCACAGCAACGGCUCGCGCUGUGACUUCUCUCCCUGUCGAAGCUCCCACUCAAUCCCUCUCAUAUGGAGCUCCUUGCUGCUUUCGCCGUUGGCUUCUCCAGUCUCACUCUCAGAUCAAGAUCCCUCCGCGUAAAAUCUGAACACACCAAAGAUAAAGUUGAACUCGGUCAGUGUGUCGUGUUUGAGCUGUUAAGUUCACGGACUCGAGUGAUUCUGUCUCAUAACCAGAAAUCCUCCCGUUGAGUUUGAAAAACUGACGAAACAAACUGCGAGCUCUCAAAAGAGAGGGAGCGAUAUCACAGCGCGAGCUGCUGCUGUGAGGAGGGCCGUUCGAGUCGGCGCGCGCCUACUUUACUCACAGGAUUGUUUGAGCUGAGAGAGAGACGGACGAAUCCUCGAGCUCCCAUACGAGAGAGGGGGACGAGGCACUCAUGUUCUCAUUUGCUGAUCAGACACACACAGAGAGAGAGAGGCGUACACAUUAUGUGUUCAGCUGUGAGAGAGAGCUCGUGCCCGACAGCUCGCCCCGUGAACAACGGAGCAGCAAACGAGGAGGAGGGAGUAACUAUCCUCGGAGAGCCGAGCAGGAGAGCGAGAGAGAAACAGUCUGAAAGAAGAGAGGAGACUUCAGCACAGUUUGGAAAAGGAAAGCAGUCUUCGUGAGGCUCAACGGGAGGAUUUCUGAAGAGAAAUAUGAUGGUGAUCUUUCCGAGAGAGAAGCACAUGAGGAGAAGACUUCCUCAAGUAUCAGGACUUUACAGAAAUCAUAUGGCAGUUUAAAUAUGCUUUUUGUACAACACAUGUAUGGACAUUUCACCUUUCAAAAUUAUUGUUUUAUUUAUUAUAUUGGGCUUAAAUCAUAAUAAACUAUAAAACUAUUGCAGGAGAGGUGCGCGAGUACUCUCCCACACAGCUGGAAACAUGCUGCACCCGCGAGCUUGCUGCACGAGAGAGGGAUCGCAGCGAGUUGGGAGGAAUCUGAUCUUUCAGGAUCAGCCUUUUCCCCCGAGCUGUGAGAGAGAGGUACCGGGCCCGACAUCUGGCGUGGGGAAUACACGGCUCAACAACCGCGAGCUGCCGUCUUGAAGUCGAGCCCGAGCCCUCUCUCAAAUCUCGGUUAAAAUUAAUCGGGAAGUCAGACUCCUCCCACAGAUUUAACUGAAAUCAAAGAGUAUUUAAAGAGACAGCAUUUGGAGAAGCUUCAGUCUGACUUAGGCUGCACUCUGUGGACACCUGCUGUAACUGCACCUCUCUCACACAGCUCUGAACAGAGGAGGCGGAUCCCUCUCUCAAAGCUCUGAAAGAAUAGUAUUAACGAGAGAGCACUUGUAAUAAGCACAGGAUCCAGACGAAGAAGACUGGAGAUGGCAGCUCAUACUUUGUGCAUUUUCUUACUUAUUGUCCACCUUCCUCUCGUAGGAGGCCUAGCUGUCGAUACAAUAUCAGGAGACCCAGUUCAGUUUCCAGAGACUGAACAGUGCAGGGAGAGAGGAGCGACACUUCAGCACACUUUGACAGGUGGAAGCAGUCAGGCUGUGGCUCGUCUGGAGGAUGUCUGGAAGCCGGCAGCAGGUUACAAAGACCGGAUGAGUCCAAACGAGUCUGUGGUCUUAAACAGGAGCAACAUCAACGACCAGGGACUCUACGGGUUAACCUGCGGCUCAGAGGAGAAACGUAUCCAUCUGAAUGUCAUCACAUCCUCGGAGAAAUCAGUGCCUGAGGGACAGGCUGCUGGAUUUACCUUCCACUACUUUACUGCAGGAGAACUCGGGAGGUACAGAGUGGAGAGAAACACACAGCUUGUGUUUGAGCUGGACCUCUCCUCCGGAAGCACCUCACAGGGCUCAGGGUUUGAGAACAGAACAUCUGUAGCCCCUCACUGGAGGUCCGAUGGAGACCUGACUCUGACCCUGCAGGGGGUGAAGCCCGAGGACCGAGGAGAUUACUUUCUCUACGUCCUCAAGGACAGAAAGAGGGGACAUCUGCAGGCUGUGAGGAUGAGGGUCAGCCCUGCAGUGAAUACACCAGAGGAGAGGAACCCGGAUCAGAUCACCUGCACCCCCCAGCCACCAUGCAAGGAGACCCUGUGGAUCCCCCUCAGCAUCACCGCUGCUCUGGUUCUGGUUGCACUUGGUGUUGUGUGUCGGCAGAGGAUCUGCAGAUCACAUGUCUCACCCGGUGGAGGAAGAUCUCUGACAGAAGAGGAGAGUCAACCCAUCACAGACCCUCGUGUUCCAGAAGAGAAUGGACAUGCUUCAUCAGCUUAAUAUUCAUUUAUAAUGUAUUUUAUUGUCACUGCACUUUCCCUUCGAUGCAACACUUUUCCCCUCUCUGGGAAAAUAAGGGAUUCUGAAUCUGAUCUUUUGCUUUGCCAAUAAAAUAAUCAAAUGUA
Messenger RNA from Gymnodraco acuticeps, 2938 nucleotides. RefSeq lists its product as uncharacterized. Bases 1911 to 2813 code for a protein of 300 amino acids. NCBI's taxonomy places the organism in Eukaryota, Metazoa, Chordata, Actinopteri, Perciformes, Bathydraconidae. The transcript is spliced from 2 exons. The record is from RefSeq and is a predicted model, not a curated record.